Chenopodium quinoa (quinoa) is the source of this 474-nucleotide messenger RNA. RefSeq lists its product as uncharacterized. Lineage: Eukaryota; Viridiplantae; Streptophyta; Magnoliopsida; Caryophyllales; Amaranthaceae. Gene Ontology annotation, molecular function: RNA-DNA hybrid ribonuclease activity; nucleic acid binding. The transcript has a single exon. The record is from RefSeq and is a predicted model, not a curated record. Bases 1 to 474 code for a protein of 157 amino acids.
AUGGCUGCAGGUCGUGUUAAGGUGAAUAUUGAUGCGGGUUUACUUGGAGAGAUCGGUAUUGGUAUAGGUGUGGUGGCGCGUGAUUCUGAGGGAAGGAUUCUAUGGUGCGCCUCCAUCAAGCGGGGGGAAAAAUUGGAGCCCAGGCUGGCGGAAGCAAGAGCUAUUCUGGUUGGUAUGAAGCUUGCUGCUGCAAGGGGUCAUGAUUUGGUCGAGUUCGAGAAUGAUAGUGAGUGUGUGGUAAAUGCCAUCAAUAAGAAGGUUCCUGGCGUGAGUUCUUUUCAUCUUAUACUGGAUGAUAUUAUGGAGGCUGCUCAGUUGUUUUCGUUUUGUUCUUGGAGUUGGGUUCAAAGAGAGGGAAACAAAGUGGCGCAUGAAUUAGCCCAUGCCCCACCCUUUGCUUUAGGUUGUAAGCUCUGGUCUGAUAAUUUCCCUGACUUCCUUUGUAACCUGUUAGACUCUGAUUGUGCAGCUUAA